UGCUGCAGAUUUGCUAAGCCCUGGAGAUGAAAAUAUACAUGGAAUAUAUACCCUUAAGGAGUUCAUGGCAUGUGACCUUGUAGAACCGUUACUAUUUAUUUAUUUUGGUGUGUCUAUUUUGUUUUGAGACAGCAUCUCAUGUAGCCCAUACAUAAUCACUCAUAAUUUAUGAAGUGCUGAGGUUCAAACUAAGGGCUUUGUGUGUGCUAGACAAGAGGUCUUCCAGCCAAGUCACAAGCCCAGCCCUCUCUUAGGGCGAUGAUUAGUGCAACGAUACAUCUCAGGUAAUACAGUCAUGAGUGGUGCAUUCCUCUAGCCAUUUCGCCUUUCAGUAGCUGUUUUUCAUGCUGCAUUUUCAUGGAAUGUAGUUCUGAACGCAACUGAUGAUCUAGAGACAGGGUGAGCUUAAAUAUAUAUUUUUGGGGUGUUGGGAAUCGAACUUACAGGCCCACAGAAGGUAGGGAAGUUUCCCACCUUUAAGCUACAUUUCCAACACUCAAAUAUGCAUUUAAACUGUUUUUAUUUUUUUAAUUUUUUAUUGAUUUUUAUUGAGCUCUAUAUUUUUCUCUGCUCUCUGCCCUCUCCCCUUUAAGCCUCCCCCAAGGUCCCCAUGCUUCCAGUUUACUCAGGAGAUCUUGUCUUUUUCUACUUCCCAUGUAGAUUAGAUCUAUGUAAGUCUCUCUCAUUGUCCUCAUUGUUGUCUAAGUUCUCUGGGAUUGUGGUUUGUAGGCUGGUUUUCUUUGCUUUAUGUUUAAAAACUACCUAUGAGUGAGUACAUGUGAUAAUUGUCUUUCUGUGUCUGAGUUACCUCACUCAAAAUAAUGUUUUCUAGCUCCAUCCAUUUUCCUGCAAAAUUCAAGGUGUCCUUAUCUUUUUCUGCUGGGUAGUACUCCAUUGUAUAAAUGUACUACAUUUUCCUUACCCAUUCUUCAGUUUGAGGGUCAUUUAGGUUGUUUCCAGGUUCUGGCUAUGACAAACAAUGCUGUUGUGAACAUGGUUGAGCACAUGUCCUUGUGGCACGAUUGAGCAGCCUUAAGCUGUUUUUCAUAGCGAGAUUUUAACUUCUCACUUUGAAGAAGUACCACCUUUUGUUUAGAAGCAAGGAAUUUAAAUUUGGUAUAAAUUAAUUCCAGGCUUGUUACUUGAAAUGUAGUCAUAGAGAACCACUGGUAUCACUUGGGAGUUUAUUACAGCUGCAACAUCUCUGAAUCUUACCCCCACUUUUGUGUUAGAAUCUGCUGUGUAAUCAAAGUACUCAGGUGAUGCGUGUAUUUAAGUUUGCAAACAAGCCCUUCUAAUGAGUAUCAAGACAGCAUGCUCUGUGAAGGCAAAUCCCCGUGCCCCAGCAAUUCUGAGGGCAUUAGAAUCCGUGACACUUUGGAACUUAAAAAUGUAAAUUUUCUGCCACACUCUUGUCUUGCUGAAUCAGAAAAAAGGAAUGCCUGUAAUCCAGCCAUCAUGUAUUAGAAAGAAUACUCCACAGGUGAACCUGAGUGAGCCUCUGCUCAGAGGCAGAUCAGUGAGAGGAGUGGAAGUGUGAGGUCUCAAGGUGUUGAACCUUUGCAUUCUGCCUGACACAUGACAACUACAUUCUUAUACAGCUACUCCUUCAGUGUGCAGAUGAUGAGACACAGAUAUUUUGGGAUGUUAGGGAGUUUUAACAAAGUAUACCUUAUUGUAUAAAAUCACUCUGUACACACUGAUACAGAUUCUGAUGCAAGCCAGCCUCCCAUUCCUUCCUAAUCCUCUGGAGAGCUCUCAUGUUGCAGCAGUCAUGGGGGGCGCUGUGGGUGUGCUUCCACUGUGCUAUGGGACUACAGUGGCAGGAUUCGCAUCACGUUAACUCUGGUUCUUCAACACCUAAAUAAAGUGUUACAUUUUAGACGAUGAACUGAUGGUGUAUUAGUGGCACGUGUGUGCUGUAAAAGGCACCAGUUAAGUACUCCCAACUGAGGCCAUCUAUUCCGGCAUAUGAGGCCUUUCACUCGUUCUGUUUCUCAUUUCCUCUGUGGGUUUUGAUCUUCAGCCUGAGCCAUGAAGUCUUUCCUGGGUCUGCAGGGACUCCUUCUGCUUCUUCUCGUCCUGAAGACUGGUGCUGAUGAUUGGUCAGCCCUUCGUCUGCAAUGCACCAAUCAUUGGUUCUAUCUCAGGAUUAAGGCCACGCUAUUCCACAAUGUAUUUAUGCAACCUGAUGAAGUGUAUUUAGGAUCUAUCUGCCCUGUGACCACCGUCUGGCCAAAUGAUGUCUAUGACUUUACCUACCGUACUUACGCCUGCGGCAUUGUCAAUAAAGUUCUUUAUGAUGUCACUCUGCUUCAGACACACCUUGCAUAUAUCCCAAAAAACUCUAGUAAUAGCCGAACUGAGAUGCGCCUGUCCUGUGUUCUACAUAGUCGGUAUCCUCUUUUCUGUGAAGCUGAGAGUAAAGGGGACUUCACUGGCAACCCUCCUGAGUGGGAAGUAGACAUGACGGUACGCAAGAAAGAUAAGGCUGCUCCUGCAGUGCCGCUAAACUUUUCAACAUCAGGUCAAAACACCAACCGGGGGUCGCAGGAGCCUCAGAGCUUGGGAACCAGCAGGCAUCAGCAUGCUGAGGCAUCUAACUGAGUGGAUUAGAGUUUUGCCCUCUCCAUUUCUUCAGAAUGCAAAUGGUUGCAGGAUGUCUUCUCUCAUCCAUUUUUAAAAAGUGACUGAUUUGCAGUUUUAAAUAAAAUGGCAUGCUACCUUCAUAUAUUCUCAUUUUAAAAAUCUGU
Molecule: messenger RNA, 2753 nt
Organism: Alexandromys fortis (reed vole)
Lineage: Eukaryota; Metazoa; Chordata; Mammalia; Rodentia; Cricetidae
Gene: Oosp1
Product: oocyte secreted protein 1
Exons: 5
Coding region: 2035-2607 (190 amino acids)
Source: RefSeq, a predicted model, not a curated record